Molecule: messenger RNA, 1188 nt
Organism: Achroia grisella
Lineage: Eukaryota; Metazoa; Arthropoda; Insecta; Lepidoptera; Pyralidae
Gene: Or-36
Product: odorant receptor Or2-like
Exons: 5
Coding region: 1-1188 (395 amino acids)
Biological process (GO): detection of chemical stimulus involved in sensory perception of smell; sensory perception of smell
Cellular component (GO): plasma membrane
Molecular function (GO): odorant binding; olfactory receptor activity
Source: RefSeq, a predicted model, not a curated record
AUGGUUUCGAGCAAUAGGCCCGAUUGUACCACAGGUCUCCUAAAAUUCCUUGAAGAUCCUAGAUAUCCUUCAGUAGGCCCACACCUGCGUUUUUUAGGAUUGAUAGGUUUAUGGCGUCCAAAAAAUUCAAAUUUCAAGAGGUUCAAACAAUUUCAUUUUUAUGUGACAAUUCUGUUUUUCUGUAGUCAGUAUGUUAAAUGUUUAAUCAGCAUGAAUAGCGAUUCUGUUAUGCUGAUCCUCAAAUAUGCUCCUUUCCAUUUGGGAAUAGCGAAGAGCUGCUACUUUCGAAAGGAUUGCAAAGAAUGGGAGAAAUUUAUCGACUUCAUGUCAUCCAUAGAACGCAAACAGCUGGCCAAGAAGGAUGAAGAAUAUGAAGUCAUACUAAAAGAGUAUAUAAAAAGAAGUCGCCGCGUUACCUACUUCUUCUGGGGCCUGGCUUUUUUCUCUAAUUUCAGCAUAUUUAGUGAACCUUACCAGUACAAUCAGAUUGUCGAAAAUGGAACUAGCAUUUACCAGCAUAUAUUUGAUGGCUACACUCCGUUCAGUUGGGAACCUCCAGGAUAUUAUGCUUCGAUGGCCAUUGAGACCGUAUUGGGUCUUACAGUGAGCGCAUAUGUCAUCACAUGGGAUACAUUAGUAGUCACCAUGAUGAUAUUUUUUGCUGGACAACUGAAGAUCACUCGUCUAAAAUGUGUACAGACUAUAGAUCUCUCUAGUAGAUCUAAAAGUCAUGAAAAUAUUGUAAAAUGCCAUAUUUUUUACAAAGAUUUAAUAAAAUAUCAGAAGAAGUUCAACUCUUUAAUAUCAGCAUCCAUGUUUAUAUAUUUGGUCGUCAUCUCAGUAAAUCUAGGAGUCUGCAUCAUUCAAAUCGCUAAGAUAGAAGAUGACUUGGGGACACUGAUAUCCAGUUGCGAGUUCGUUCUUGCCUGUUUGAUACAGCUGCUUCUGUUCUACUGGCAUGCCAAUGAAGUCACGGAAGAGAGUAAAUUAGUAAGCUAUGGAACUUUCGAGAGUGAUUGGGUGGAUUCUGACAAGAAAUUGCAAAAAGAAGUAGCCUUACUUGGUCUAACAACUACAAAGAUAUUCGUUUUCAAAGCUGGACCAUUCAAUGUGAUGUCGCUCGCAACUUUCAUCUCGAUUCUGCGAGGAAGUUACAGCUUCUUCACAUUAUUGAGCGAAACUAAUUAG